AUGGCUGCCCAAGUGCUGCUGCAGAUGGCGCUAUUGGUGCUGGUCAUGCUCCUGGUCCAAGGUGCCCUUGGCGGGAGCUCUCGGGAAGACUUCCGCUUCUGCGGCCAGCGGAACCAGACUCAGAUGAGCGGCCUCCAAUACGAGCAGACAUCAAAGCUGCACAUCUCCAUCAAGAACACCAAGGGGGCUCUGACAGUGCGCGCCCCCUUCCCUGCAGCCUCUGGGGCUUCCCGAGUCCUCCCUGACCGCAGGGGACUCUACCACUUCUGUCUGUACUGGAGACGACACGUUGGGAAGCUGCACCUCCGCUAUGGCAGGAACGACUUCUUGCUGAGUGACCAGGCCUCAGACCUCCUAUGCUUCCAACAGCGGAAUGAGAGCUCAGAGCAAGGCCCCCUCCUGCUCGCCACAUCCUUCCGCUCCUGGUGGAGUCCCCAGAACACCAGCCUGCCCAGUGCUACUGACUUCACCUUCUCCUUCCACGAGCCUCCCCAGAAGGCCUCCCACGAUGCCUCGGUGGACAUGUGUGAGCUGAAAAGGGACCUCCAGAUGCUCAGCCAGCUUCUGCAACAUCCCAUGAAGAGCUCAAGGAGGCCCUCAGCCACCCCUGCCCGGCAGCACCUGCAGAGCCUCGAGUCGAAGCUGACCUCUGUGAGAUUCACGGGGGACACGGUGUCCUUCGAGGAGGACCUGGUCAAUGCCACAGUGUGGAAGCUCCAUCCCACGGCUAGCCUCCAGGACCUGCACCUCCAUUCCCGGCAGGAGGAGGAGCAGAGUGAGGUCCUGGAGUACUCGGUGCUGCUGCCACGCCUGCUCUUCCAGAGGGCCAAAGGCAGGAGAGGGGAGGCCGAGAAGAGACUCCUUCUGGUGGACUUCAGCAGCCAAGCCCUGUUCCAGGACAAGAAUUCCAGCCAAGUCUUGGGUGAGAAGGUCUUGGGUAUCGUUAUACAGGACACCAAAGUGGUCAACCUCUCAGAGCCUGUGGUUCUCACCUUCCAGCACCAGCCACAGCCAAAGAAUGUGACUCUACAAUGUGUAUUCUGGGUUGAAGACCCAACAUGGAGCAACCCAGGGAGCUGGAGUGACGCUGGGUGUGAGACCCUCAGGAGAGAGACCCAGACGUCCUGCCUCUGCAACCAUCUGACCUACUUUGCAGUGCUGAUGGUCUCUUCUGCCGAGGUGGAUACCGUGCACAAGCAUUACCUGUCCCUCCUGUCCUACGUGGGCUGUGUCAUCUCUGCCCUGGCCUGCAUGUUCACCAUCACUGUCUACCUCUUCUCCAGGACCCCACAGCCCUGCAGGAGGAAGCCUCGGGAUUACACCAUCAAGGUGCACAUGAAUUUGCUACUGGCCAUCUUCCUGCUGGACAUGAGCUUCCUGCUCAGCGAGCCCGUGGCCCUGACGGGCUCCGAGGCAGGCUGCUGCGCCAGUGCCGUCUUCCUGCACUUCUCCCUGCUCGCCUGCCUCACCUGGAUGGGCCUCGAGGGCUACAACCUCUACCGGCUGGUGGUUGAGGUCUUUGGCACCUAUGUGCCUGGCUACAUGCUCAAGCUGAGCCUUGUGGGAUGGGGCUUCCCUGCCUUCCUGGUGACGCUGGUGGCACUGGUGGACAUGAACAACUAUGGCCCCAUCAUCCUGGCUGUGCACAGGACUCCAGAGAGCAUCAUCUAUCCUUCCAUGUGCUGGAUCCGGGACUCCCUGGUGAGCCACAUCACCAACCUGGGCCUCUUCGGCCUGGUGUUUCUGUUCAACACGGCCAUGCUGGGCACCAUGGUGGUGCAGAUCCUGCGGCUGCGCCCUCAUGCCCAGAAGUGGCCCCACGUGCUGACGUUGCUGGGUCUCAGCCUGGUGCUCGGCCUGCCUUGGGCCCUGGUCUUCUUCUCCUUUGCCUCCGGCACCUUCCAGCUCGUGGUCCUCUACCUCUUCAGCAUCAUCAUCUCAUUCCAAGGCUUCCUUAUCUUCCUCUGGUACUGGUCUAUGCGGCUGCAGGCCUGGGGAGGCGGCCCCUCCUCCCUGAAGAGCAGCUCAGACAGCGCCAGGCUCCCCAUCAGCUCGGGCAGCACUUCGUCCGGCCGCAUCUAG
Messenger RNA from Orycteropus afer afer, 2082 nucleotides. The record is from RefSeq and is a predicted model, not a curated record. Lineage: Eukaryota; Metazoa; Chordata; Mammalia; Tubulidentata; Orycteropodidae.